Neodiprion fabricii is the source of this 2207-nucleotide messenger RNA. RefSeq names its product protein spinster (gene spin). The coding region runs from base 213 to 1724 and encodes 503 amino acids. Gene Ontology annotation, biological process: transmembrane transport. Gene Ontology annotation, molecular function: transmembrane transporter activity. The transcript is spliced from 10 exons. The record is from RefSeq and is a predicted model, not a curated record. NCBI's taxonomy places the organism in Eukaryota, Metazoa, Arthropoda, Insecta, Hymenoptera, Diprionidae. Gene Ontology annotation, cellular component: membrane.
UCCCCACCACAUUCCGCAGUCUGCUCUAUGGUUCGCUGAGAGGUAUGGUGUGAUGUGUGAAAACAGUUAUGAUAGGGCAUGACAGAGUACGGUUAUGUUAACUCGGGUUAGCCGCGGGAUGUGGUUUCAGCAUAAAUGAGGUAUUAAUUAAGUGUGAAAAAUACACCGAUUGCGUCGGUGACUAAGACCGGUUGAUCUAUAUAAAGUGAAUUAUGGAAACGACAACGAGGAUCCCUCCGAAUUUGUCUCAUCAGCAUCUAAUGGGUGAAGAGCAUCAAAAUCCCUUAGGUGGACAACCGAAGCGGAUUACCCCGGUGGAAAGGGUUGUCACAUUACGCGAAUGGUCAACCGUACUUGUAUUAUGCUUCGUUAAUCUGAUCAACUACAUGGACAGAUUUACUAUCGCAGGAAUUUUGACAGACAUUCAAAAGAAUUACAACAUAGGAGAUGACUUGGGCGGCUUGCUUCAAACAGCCUUUAUAGUAAGCUAUAUGAUCUUUGCACCUUUAUUUGGAUACCUUGGAGAUCGGUACAAUAGAAAAUUCAUCAUGAGUUUUGGAGUCUUUCUUUGGUGCCUUACAACCUUUAUUGGCUCUUACAUGCAGAGUUUCGAAUGGUUUUUGGUAUUUCGAAUGUUCGUUGGUAUUGGCGAGGCUAGUUACUCGACCAUAGCCCCUACCAUCAUAAGCGACUUGUUCGUCAAAGACGUUCGAUCAAAGAUGCUAGCCCUGUUCUACUUUGCCAUACCGGUCGGAAGUGGCUUAGGGUACAUAACGGGGAGUAAGACUGCAGAAUUUGCUGGUUCCUGGCACUGGGGGCUACGCGUUACCCCAGUAUUAGGUAUACUGGCAGUAUUUCUGAUUCUAUUAGUGGUACAGGAUCCUGUUAGAGGCGAAAGAGAAGGAGGGAGUCAUAUUCACAGCACUUCAUGGACAGACGAUAUCAAAUCCCUGUGUAGAAAUCCUAGCUUCAUGCUAUCCACCGCAGGAUUCACCUGCGUCUCGUUUGUCGCUGGAGCAUUGGCAUGGUGGGGACCUUCGUUUAUUCACUUGGCCCUCACACUCCAGCCUAAUGGAGGAAAAGAAAUUACCUUAUCCGACGUUUCAUACAAAUUCGGAAUCAUAGCUAUGAUUGCGGGGAUUAUUGGAGUCCCGCUAGGAUCAAUUAUGGCACAACGAUUAAGGGUGAAAUGGCGAAACGCGGAUCCACUGAUUUGUGCCGUUGGCUUACUUAUUAGCACGCCUUUUCUUUUCUUCGGAAUCAUUACUGCCAGUACAAAUUCAAUUCUUUGUUAUACCCUCAUAUUUUUUGGACAGCUCGCAUUGAAUCUUAACUGGUCAAUUGUAGCUGAUAUGUUACUGUAUGUCGUCCUACCGACAAGAAGGUCAACUGCAGAAGCUUUUCAAAUUUUAAUAGCACACAUGUUAGGAGAUGCGGGAAGUCCAUAUAUUAUUGGAUUAGUAUCUCAGGCAUUGAAAAAGGCACUGAGCCCAACGACCCUCGUAAUCGGCGAUGAAGAUAAAAAUGAAUAUGACGCAGUGACUAAAUUUCGUAGUCUACAAUAUGCGCUCUUCAUAACAACAUUUAUCGAAAUAAUUGGUGGCCUUUUCUUCUUUUUCACGGCUCUGUACAUACAGAAGGACAAGGCUGUAGUCGAUCUUUCAAUCGCAGAAAAAUGUCUAGACACUAAGAAUAAUGGGCAGUCAGAAUCAACGCGUUUAUAGAUCAUCAGAGGGCUGCCACCUGAUAGUGUGCUGUAUAUCUGACGAAACAGUUUCAGAAACAUUGCAAUACUACGAUGACGAGCUUCCAAAUAGCACAACAAAUUGAAUGGAAAAACAGUGAUUAAGAAUUUCGGUUCUGUACUAACGAAGUUUUUUUUCAAAAAACUAGCCUCUGUUUUGUUAUAGAAUUUUGUACAGGCUGGACUCGCCUUGAGGAGAAAUGGAACCCAAAAAAUGUUCGAGAUACGUAUGUUGAAUGAACGGAUCUUUGAGUAUUGAAUUGAUAUAGUAUUUUUGUAAUUUCUAGCGGGUAACAUUUACAAGGUAUUAGUGGCUUCCUCUGUUGUUUAUACAUCACUAAUCUUACGAUGCGAUUAUAUUUAGCUGUAAAAUUUGGAGGGGGUGUUAGAAAGAGACUUAAAAAAAACGAUAACGAUAGACUUACUUAAACCAUGAUCUUUUCUCAGGUAGAGUAAAACGAAG